GAUAGUUGGGGCUAAUACAAUUUCCCCAAAACAGAAAAUGGCCGGUCAAGAAGAUCCUGUGCAGAGGGAGAUCCACCAAGACUGGGCAAAUCGAGAAUACAUUGAGGUUAUCACGAGCAGUAUAAAGAAAAUAGCAGAUUUCCUAAAUUCCUUUGAUAUGUCCUGCCGGUCUCGUUUGGCCACCCUAAAUGAAAAGCUGACAGCGUUAGAGAGGAGAAUUGAGUACAUUGAAGCAAGGGUCACAAAAGGAGAGACCUUGACCUAAACCAAGAUAGUAUGCUGGACUGGGUGCUGCAGUUUGGCUGAGGAUAGAAUACUACAUUUGUGACCAAUUCCAUUUUUGCCCCUUUUUUUUUUACUACGCAUUUUAUUUUUGUAACAAUUUUAUGGUUCUGUGGGACCCCCCCCAAAAAAUAGCUUUUUCAUACUGUGUGUAUUUUACGACCAUAGCUACUGGAUGGUUAUGGUAAUACCACAGCAUCUCCCACAAUGUUAUAAUCGAGACUCAGUUAAUGCUAUCUUGUAUUUAUGUUAUCAUGGGCCAACAUAACUUGUUCAUUGAUUUGAUAUUGCACAAAUACAUGAACUUCCUAACAGGGGAAAGUUUUUUUUUUUUGACACUUUGUAACCAGGUUAAAUCAAAAGUGACUAUGUGAAUGAAGAUGGAGAUUUCACAGCACAUGCAUUGCAGAAAUAUCCUUCCCAUUAGGCUGAACCAGGAUGAUUUGAACCACAGGAAGAGCCAAAAAUGAAUAGUCAGCUCUUUUACUGUGGUCAUUAUGCUUAUCCAUAUAUUUCACUGCUUGUAAUAAUUGUUUUACUCUAGUGUUAACAUGUAAAACCUGUUUCCAAAUUAA
Salvelinus fontinalis (brook trout) is the source of this 857-nucleotide messenger RNA. RefSeq names its product probable protein BRICK1. The coding region runs from base 38 to 265 and encodes 75 amino acids. The record is from RefSeq and is a predicted model, not a curated record. Gene Ontology annotation, molecular function: protein-containing complex binding. Gene Ontology annotation, cellular component: SCAR complex. Gene Ontology annotation, biological process: cell motility; regulation of actin polymerization or depolymerization; actin filament organization. NCBI's taxonomy places the organism in Eukaryota, Metazoa, Chordata, Actinopteri, Salmoniformes, Salmonidae. The transcript has 3 exons.